Molecule: messenger RNA, 2249 nt
Organism: Zerene cesonia (dogface butterfly)
Lineage: Eukaryota; Metazoa; Arthropoda; Insecta; Lepidoptera; Pieridae
Gene: PPO2
Product: phenoloxidase subunit 2-like
Exons: 12
Coding region: 1-2076 (691 amino acids)
Molecular function (GO): oxidoreductase activity
Source: RefSeq, a predicted model, not a curated record
AUGUCGAACGUCGUAAAAGGUUUGUCUUUGUUGUUUGAUAGGCCCAAUGAGCCUAUGUUAACACCAAAGGGCGACGAAAAUACAAUUUUUCAAAUCACGGAACAAUAUUUGACCGACGACUACAAGAACAAUGGACUCGAGAUCAAUAACCGUUUCGGUGAAAAUGCAUCUGAAAUCAUCCCCUUGCAAAACCUCAAGCGGGUUCCCAAGUUUACUAAAGCGAAGAAAUUGCCGAAAGAUGCCGAUUUCUCUCUGUUCCUGCCGGCUCAUCAAAAGAUGGCUGAUGAAGUUCUCGACGAGCUUAUGGCCGUUCCUGAGAAUCAGCUACAACAAUUUCUAUCAACAUGUGCCUUUGCUCGAGUCUCUCUCAACCCUCAGCUAUUCAAUUAUUGCUUCAGUGUUGCUCUUAUGCACAGACGUGACACAAGAGAUGUGCCAAUAGCCAAUUUUGCAGAAACAUUCCCAUCUAAAUUUCUGGACUCCCAAGUAUUCUCUCAAGCUCGUGAGACCGCUGCAGUAUCAGCUCAAGGUGGAGCGCCUAGAAUUCCCAUUAUUAUACCAAGGGAUUACACAGCCACGGACUUGGAUAUUGAACAUCGUUUAGCAUACUUCCGUGAAGAUAUUGGAGUUAAUCUUCAUCACUGGCAUUGGCAUCUUGUGUACCCAUUCACCGCAAACCAAAGAGAAAUCGUCGCUAAAGAUAGACGUGGUGAACUUUUCUUCUACAUGCACCAACAGAUUAUUGCUCGCUACAACGGCGAACGUCUGAACAACUCUUUGGCUCGCGUGAAUAAAUUCAGCAACUGGAAUGAACCAAUCCCAGAAGCGUAUUUCCCCAAGCUUGACAGCCUCACUUCUUCCCGCGGCUGGCCCCCACGGCAGGCUAAUAUGCGUUGGCAGAGCUUGAACAGGCCGGUAGACGGUUUGAAUGUUACCAUCGAGGAUAUGUAUCGUUGGAGACGGAACAUUGAUGAUGCUAUCGCUACGGGCUUAGUCACCUUGCCUGAUGGAUCUACACGUGAAUUGGACAUCGACACUCUGGGUAACAUGAUGGAAGCGAGUGUUUUAUCUCCAAACAUGGAACUGUAUGGCAGUUUACAUAACAAUGGACAUAGUUUUACCGCCUAUAUGCACGACCCGAACCAUAGAUAUCUGGAAAAUUUCGCUGUAAUUGGUGACGAAGCUACAACUAUGCGUGAUCCGUUCUUUUACCGCUGGCACGCGUUUGUUGAUGACAUGUUCCAGAAAUUUAAGGAAUCUUCGAAUGUUCGCCGGUACACCCGCUCCGAGCUCGAGAACCCCGGCGUGCGAAUAUCAUCAGUGCGCGUGCAGAGCUCAACGGGCGAAGUGAACACGCUCAACACUUUCUGGAUGAUGAGCGACGUGGACCUGUCCCGCGGCCUCGACUUCUCCAACCGCGGGCCCGUGUACGCGCGCUUCACGCAUUUGAACCAUCGUGACUUUGAAUACGUUAUUGAAGCACAGAAUGAUGGCAAUGCCACUCGCGGCACAGUGCGUAUAUUCAUCUCUCCGAAGUACGACGAACGCAAUCUACCUUGGAUUCUAUCAGACCAACGUAAAAUGUUUAUUGAGAUGGACAGAUUUGUUGUACCAUUGAAUCGCGGUCGCAAUGUCAUCACCCGUCGUUCAACGGAGUCAUCUGUGACAAUUCCGUUCACGCAAACAUUCAGAGACUUGUCUCAGCAAUCCAACGUAUCCGCCGCAGACAGAGCUGCCUUCAACUACUGCGGCUGUGGCUGGCCACAACACAUGCUGGUGCCAAAGGGCACGGAGGCGGGAGCGUUGUAUGACUUGUUCAUAAUGAUCUCGAACUAUGAACUGGAUGCGGUACAACAACCAGAUGGAUCAGAGAUGUCAUGCAAACAAGCAUCAAGCUUCUGUGGUAUAAGGGACAAAUUGUAUCCCGAUAAGCGUGCCAUGGGCUACCCCUUCGACAGGCCUUCCAGCUCUGCUUCCAAUAUCCAGGACUUCAUUCUCCCUAACAUGUCUCUUACGGAUAUCACAAUCAAAUUGCAAAAUGUCACUGAACCAAACCCGAAUAACCCCCAAAAUUAAUAUAUUUUACAUUAAUUGUAUAAUCAUUCAUUUAAAUAUGUAAUUUGUAAAAAUGUAAAAACUGAAAGGCUGAUUAAUUUAAGCUUAUGCAUUUGUAAAUAUUGUACAUAAUUUACUGUUAAGUUAUGAUAGCGACCCAUUUGAUUAGAUUUAAAUAAAACAAGCAUCUUGAU